CAGAAGCUUUAACCCACUGAGCCACCCAGGUGCCCCUACCCUGUCUUCCUUGAUCCACAGUGUUUGCUGGAAGCAAGUCACUGAGUCGACCCUCACCGAGGGCGGGGGUUGGAGGGAGGUGAGGCUCCGCCUCCUGGAGGACCGGCAUGGACCGGUUCGCAUGUGUGUUAAACCAGGUGCUCAGAGGCAUGACCAACGUCCUGCCUCUCCUUGGAGUCUCCCCAGUAACGGAGUGUGUGCGGAGUGUGAUGGGUCUUGUCUGCAGGGAGGGCUACUGGGGUGUUCCCGGGGUGAUUUUCUGCUAAUGGGGGGCAGGUGGUUUUUUUGAAGUUUUCAUCCAGGAAUCCAGAUCAAGCCCCUCCCAAGUGUCCAGUAAAUGGCCCCCAUUCCUUCCUCAUGAGUCUGCAUGAGAAUUUCAACCUUACGUGUGUGUGACGUCACCCAGAGUGGGCAGGCCGCUCACCUGUGGUGGGUGGGCACACAGUGGGGACCACUUCAGGAUGUUGUCACUGGGGGCCAGCGCUGGGCACUCAGCACGCUGGAAAUAGCCUGUUCAGUCCCCGUGGCAGGGGGCAGGGACCUCCGGGUGGAACUGGGCUCUGUCCCUGACGCAGCGUGGACAAGCGGGGGUUUGUGGCAAGGGAGCAGGAGGGGUCAGCGGAUGCGCAUUCGCCAAGAGGACACAUCGGGGCGGGGGGCUCUGGCCAAACUGAAGUGAUGGGGCUGGUGCUGCAGACAGGCUGGGUGACUCCCCCCACCCCCCCACCUGGCUGGGGUUUGGAGAGACCGGCCAGCGCUCCAGGGCGAUCGGACACAGGGGCUCUUGCUAAAACUGGGUGAUGCAGAACCGAACUCAGAAGCCCAGAUGCCACAGCCUGGCUGAAAGGAGGGCUCAGAGUGACCCAGCUUUGUUUGGGCCGUAUAUAUAGCAAUAGAUGUCAGGGAGAGAGUCAGGGAGCCGGAUGGGCUGCGGGAAGGCUGACACGAAUCUGAGACGUGCCCGGGGCCUGGGCGCCUGUGGGCGUCAGAACUGAGCCAUCCAGAGUUCGAGCCUGGGUGGUCCCUCCGGGUUGAAUGGUGUCCCCCGCAGAGUUCCUGUCCCCCGGAACCUUAGGAUGUGAGCUUAUUUGGAAAUAGGAUCUUUGCAGAUGUUGUUAGUGAAGGUGAGAUCAUACUGGAGUAGGCGGGCCUAAUCCAAGGACUUGGUGUCCUUAUAAGAAGAGAGACACAGAACCGAGAGACAGCCGCGUGACCACAGGGGCAGAGACUGCGGGGACGUGGCCACAAGCCCAGGGCCAGCUGGCGUGCCCAGAACCUGAGUAGGCAGGAAGGAUCCUCUUCGGGAGCUGUUGGAGGGGCACAGCCCUGAAACCUUGAUCCAACUUGUGGUGCUCUGCGGGCUCUGGAAGCUGCUUUCCCAGGAGAAGAGGAUGGCUACUGGGUACCUGUCCCCCAGACCCCAGGAGUCGCUGUCCUGGGAAGAUGUGGCCGUGGACUUCUCCCGCGAGGAGUGGGCGAUGCUGGGUUCUGCGCAGAGACGGCUCUACAGAGAGGUGAUGCUGGACACCUGCGCCCACUUGGCUACCCUGGGAGCGUUGAAGAACCAGAGUUCCGACACAGGCGUUGACGAUGGCGACGGCACACUUUCCCCAGCACAAGCCUCUCAGGCCACCAGUCCUUCCCCAGGGGUGGGGUGUCCACUCUUUCUACCAGUGGUGCCUUUCCACUGGGAACCAGGAGAAGCUGUGUGGAUGGGGGCACGAGGAACUCCCCAAACCUCCUGUUCAGAUUUGGAGACUAGUCUGAAAAGCCAAGAUUCGGUUUAUAAGAAGGUGGUUUUGGAGGAAGAACCAGCCGGUGGCACGGAUGCCAGAAAGCUCCCCAGAGAAGACUGGGAAUGUGGUCAACUUGAGAAGAACCACGAAGACUCCUGCAGGCUUCUGAGGCAAAUGGCGUACGCCCAGGCGGAGGCAUUUGCUCCAAAGGAGGCCACUGCCUGGCACGCAUUUGGGGAAACCUGUAGCACGGACUCAGACCGUGCUUUGUCACAAGGAGGUUUUAGAGGAGGACGUUUCCAUGACUGUGAUCUUGAUAUUGAGAGUCUGGUAGCCGAUCCAUUUUUAAAACACCAUCGGGUGGGGUAUUCAGACCAGAGGCCGUGUGAAGGCAAGGAAUACGGAAAAGACAUCAGCCCAGACGGUCCCCUUGGUCAGCACGAAAGGAUGGGAACUUGUGUGUACCCAGAAAGUGGGGAGUCAUUUAAUCAUAGUAUGGCUCUUAUGACCCACAACGCGGCGGGGAAACCCUAUGAAUGCUACCACUGCGGGAAAAUGUUUAAUCGGAGGCAUUCCCUGAGUGAGCAUCAGAGAAUACAUACUGGGGAGAGACCCUAUGAGUGUCAGGAAUGUGGGAGAGCCUUUACGCACAGCUCAACCCUCACGCGGCACCUGAGAACUCAUACUGGAGAGAAGCCCUACGCAACGCAUACUGGAGAGAAGCCCUACGAGUGUAACGAGUGUGGAAAGGCCUUCAGUGAUCGCUCCUCGCUCAACCAACACGAGCGAACUCACACCGGGGAGAACCCCUAUGAAUGUAAUCAGUGUGGGAGAGCCUUCAGCCAGAGGUCUUCCCUCGUUAGGCACCAGAGAACUCACACUGGAGAGAAACCGUACAGCUGUCCUGAGUGUGGGAAAGCCUUCAUCUCUGUGCAUCAUUCCUCCCUCAAGAGCCACGUCGCCGUGCACACUGGGCACAAACCGUAUCAGUGUCAGGAGUGCGGGCGGGCCUAUAGUUGUCGGUCACACCUGCGAAUGCAUGCGAGGACCCACAACAGAGAGAGAACCUAUGCAUGUAAAUUAUGUGGAAAAACCUUUCCUCGUACUUCAUCCCUCAACCGGCACAUAAGGAUUCAUACUGCCGAGAAGACUUACGAGUGUCAACAGUGUGGGAAAGCCUUCAUCGACUUUUCCAGUCUUACCAGUCAUGUGAGAACUCACACAGGAGAGAAACCCUAUAAAUGUAAGGAAUGUGGGAAAGCUUUCAGUUACUCCUCAACUUUUCGAAGGCACAUGAUAACACACACGGGAGAGAAGCCCUAUAAGUGUAAGGAAUGUGGGGAAGCCUUCAGCUAUUCCUCAACGUUUCGAAGACACAUGAUCUCACACACGGGGGAGACACCCCACAAAUGUAAGGAAUGUGGAGAAGCCUUCAGUUACUCCUCUGCAUUUCGAAGGCACAUGAUAACGCACACGGGAGAGAAGCCCUAUGAAUGUAAACAGUGUGGGAAAACCUUUAUUUACCUGCAGUCCUUCCGGAGACACGAAAGGAUUCACACCGGAGAGAAACCCUACGCAUGCAGGCAAUGUGGGAAAACCUUCAUUUAUCCCCAGUCCUUCCGAAGACAUGAGAGGACUCACGGUGGAGAGAAACCCUACGAAUGUAGCCAGUGUGGGAAAGCAUUCAGCCAUCCCUCGUCCUUCCGAGGACACAUGAGAGUGCACACCGGAGAGAAACCUUACGAAUGCAAUCAGUGUGGGAAAACUUUCAACUGGCCCAUAUCCUUACGAAGACACAUGAGGACACACAUGAGGGAGAAACCCUAUGAAUGCAAACAGUGUGGGAAAGCCUUCAACUUGUCAGCUUGCUUUCGGGAACACGUGAGAAUGCAUCCUGGAGACAAAUCAUAUCAGUGCAAGCUUUGUGGGAAAGCGUUCUAUUGCCACCUGUCCUUACAAAAACAUAUGAGGAGGCACACUGCAGAGAAACUCUACGAAUGCAAGCAGUGUGGCAAAGCUUUCAGCUGGCCUGAACUCUUGCAGCAGCACGUGAGGACACACACUGCUGAGAAACCCUACGAGUGUAAGGAGUGUGGGAAAGUCUUCAAAUGGCCCUCGUCUCUGCCAAUACAUAUGCGAGUCCACACUGGAGAGAAGCCUUACGAGUGUAAGGCGUGUGGGAAAGCCUUCACUUGUUCCUCGUCCUUAAGAAGACACAUGAGGAUACACACCACUGAGAGACACUACUUCGGGGAUGCGGGAAACUCUCCCGCCAAUGAAUUCAUGCCUCAUGCGUCAGGAAAUCCACACCAGGAGAAAGAUCUUACCCAGCCUGUAAAUAUGGUACCGCCUUUGUGACGACCUCAUCAGAGUGGACCUACGGGCCGUGUAUCUCCAGUUCUUUUACAGAUGAACAGUUAGGGGAGAACUAGCUCUCCAAGUAUUCUGUGAGCUCUCAUUCAGAAUUUUGCAGGUGGUGUUUCUUCCCUACAUUUCCAUAAAUAAACCUUCUAUCUUUAUGGCUUGUUGGACUCAUGGGGAUUUGAAGUGUGUUUUUAUUAUGUAAGUAGUUUUAAUUUCUUUGUUCUUUGAAUUCUUGAAGGGGUUUUUCGUAUUUUUUGGGAUUUUCUUACUGAGUUAAUGUGGCAGAUACUGGAUAUCACCU
Molecule: messenger RNA, 4440 nt
Organism: Enhydra lutris kenyoni (northern sea otter)
Lineage: Eukaryota; Metazoa; Chordata; Mammalia; Carnivora; Mustelidae
Product: zinc finger protein 555-like
Exons: 7
Coding region: 1431-4133 (900 amino acids)
Biological process (GO): regulation of transcription by RNA polymerase II
Molecular function (GO): RNA polymerase II cis-regulatory region sequence-specific DNA binding; DNA-binding transcription factor activity, RNA polymerase II-specific
Source: RefSeq, a predicted model, not a curated record